UCGCAAGAACUCCACUUGGUGGUUUUAAUGGUUCAUUGGCCUCUCUAAGCGCUACAAAAUUAGGUUCAAUUGCUAUUGAAGAAUAUGUUAAUUUUGUAGCCGCUUUAAAAAAAGCAAACAUUGACCCUAAUAGCGUAGAGGAAGUCUUUUUUGGAAAUGUCCUUUCUGCCAAUCUCGGUCAAAAUCCUGCUCGUCAAGCUGCAUUAGGAGCUGGUAUUCCGGACACAGUCAUUGCUACAACUGUUAAUAAGGUUUGUGCAUCGGCGAUGAAGGCCGUAAUUUUGGGAGCUCAGACGAUUAUAACCGGCUGUGCCGACAUUAUUGUUGCAGGUGGUUGCGAAUCUAUGACAAAUACUCCAUACUACGUUCCAAAAGCAAGGUUUGGAUAUAAAUAUGGAGAUCAAACACUGGUAGAUGGGAUUGUUAAAGAUGGUUUAACAGAUGUAUAUAAUGAUUAUCUUAUGGGUAUGGCGGCCGAAGAAUGCGCCACUGAUCAUGGUAUAAGUCGAGAGGAACAAGAUGAUUUUGCCAUUUCCUCUUAUCAACGCGCUCAAGCAGCGUUUGCAGACAAAUGUUAUGCAGAUGAAAUCGUUCCUGUAAAAGUAUCAGGUGGUAAAGGCAAGCCUGAUAAAGUGAUUACUCAAGAUGAUGAAAUUACCAAUCUCAAUGCUGAUAAGCUACGUACAGUGCGUCCAGCAUUCAAAAGUGAGAAUGGUACCGUGACUGCGCCCAAUUCUUCACCUUUGAGUGAUGGUGCUGCUGCUGUUGUUUUAAUUAGCGGUGAAAAAGCUCGUGAAUUAGGUGUUAAAGUAAUUGCUAAAAUUUCUGGAUGGGGAGAUGCGGCGCAGAAACCCGCAAAAUUCACUACGACUCCCUCACUCGCAAUUCCAAAGGCAUUAAAACAUGCCGGUAAUAUUCCGAUUAAUCAAGUUGAUUAUUUCGAAAUCAAUGAAGCAUUCUCUGUGGUAGCAUUGGCAAAUAUGAAAUUGCUUGACUUACCCAAAGAUAAGGUUAACGUAUUUGGAGGCGCUGUUGCAAUGGGACAUCCAUUAGGAUGCAGCGGGGCAAGAAUUAUUUGCACUUUAAUUAGUGUGUUAAAACAUAAAG
Racocetra fulgida is the source of this 1107-nucleotide messenger RNA. NCBI's taxonomy places the organism in Eukaryota, Fungi, Glomeromycota, Glomeromycetes, Diversisporales, Gigasporaceae. The record is from the annotation of a GenBank genome assembly.